AAUAAAUCGUCAAUUAAUUCUUCUUAUUCCGUCAACAUUUUCUAUUUUUAGGUUAAUUAUAAUUAAUUACAGAAACAUUUUAUACAAAUGGUUUUUAACGCUUAAUUAAUUAAUAAGCAAAAUGAAGUAUUUGAAUAUAGUCUGUUUAAUAAUUUUACUUAAUUUACUAGUCGAGGUUACGUGCGUUAAUAAGUACAGUAAAGAGGCAAAUAAAGAUGUUAAAAAAGAAAAGAAAAAUGAUAAACCCAAACUCAAAAAAAGUGAUGAUAAUAUUGAACCGAUAGAUUUUCGUCCUGUCUCCCUUAAACAUUUGGACAGGCCCUUUCGCAUGGCCAAAUUAAAUUUGUUGUGGUCAAAAGCAGUUUUGAGAUUGUCAGAAUCUAAACUAAAGUCGAUAUUCAGCGAGCUAAAAGUACAUGAUAAAGAGGAAAUAACUUGGAAACACCUUCGUGCAGAGGGCAAAGACAAAGAUGGAACUAUGGAAGCUAAGCUAAGAAAAAAACUACUAAUAAUAAUGGAAAAUUAUGGUUUGAUGGAUCAAGCUGAUGACCUUUCUGAUGAUGAAAAAAUUAAAAGAUGGAAACCUUUAAAUGAAGCUGGUGAUAAUCAUAUCAACAAAAGUUUAUUUAAGGAUAAAAAGUUAAACAAAUUGUGGGAGAAAGCUGAGAGAGCCGGUUUUACACAAGAAGAAUUAUUAGCUUUGAAAGAGGAGUUUAAUCAUCAUCAAGAUAAGAUUGAUCAGUAUUAUUCAUUGUUACAUGAUGUUAAAGGGCAACCAGAAGAUUAUGAGGGAAAUGCAGUGGAAGAUUCUUUAGACAAAUAUAACAAAAUCGAAGUACAAGAAGAGAAUGAAAAAGAACCAAAUAAAGAUUAUCUUGAUCAAGUAAAUCUACUAAGAGAAAAGCAUAAAGACAUUAAAGAUGGAUUCGACCAUCUUCAUUUACUUUCAGCCAAAGGUCCUGCAAGUAAAGAAUUCGUAGAGCCAAAAGUGCAAGGUUUAUGGAAGAUCGCUCUAGAAAGUAAUUUUACUCCAAGUGAGCUACAUUCAUUGAAAACAGAGUUAUUACAUUAUGAAAACAGGUUGUUAAAGUUGAGGCAUCUUCAAGUAGAGCAUGCUUUGCAUGAAGAGAAAUAUAAAGAAAAAGAAAAAAUGGGGAUAUCAGGUGGAAAAAUUGAUAAGGCAUCUUUAAUGGUUGAUAAUAUUAAAAAACAUGCUAGGAAGGUCGAAAAAAUACAUUUAGAUAUUGAAUCAAGAAUAUUAAAUAGGCAUGUUGAAUUGUAAACAUGUACAAUUGGAAUACGAUUCCUAUUUUGAUGCCAAAUUUCUCAUUAGGUAUAGAUGUUUAUGUAUGUUGUGUCUCCUGUAUAGAUUUUAUUUAAUUAUUAAUAUUUUUCUACUUAAUAUUGUAGUAUAAACAAAGUUAAUAAAUGCUAAUUUGAAAUU
This is a messenger RNA of Psylliodes chrysocephalus, 1444 nucleotides long. Lineage: Eukaryota; Metazoa; Arthropoda; Insecta; Coleoptera; Chrysomelidae. The record is from the annotation of a GenBank genome assembly.